AAAGGCACCGUGGAACACAUACAUGAAUCAAAUAUUCCUCGUGUCCCCACAAUGUCUCCACAGUAGUUUUGCUUAAGAAGAGAGGGGGUCGUGGCUUAGCAUUAUAAAGAGAAGGGGAAAACAGCAAAGCUUUAUGAGGUUUAUUUAGACACUUUCCACCGCAAAAAAAAGAAGAGGACUCCAAACAGAAGAGGAAUUGUGGACUAUAUUUUUCUAUUUUGGGCUUUAUGUCACAUUGGUUGGCAUUUUUCAUUGAAAAAAAAUGAAACUUUGGACAUCUCCCUGGGUGUCCUGCCUGGUGAUUCUCAUCCUGUGUUUUGGAUCAGAGUGCGGGACGGUGGAGCGGCGGAAAGGCAGAUCCAAGAGGGACUUGGUGCGCAUUAGGGAGGCGAGAGCCACCGUGCCUGGGGCUUGCGCCACGCGUCUGCCCCGGGGCAAGCGCUCCCUGGCCGGUUUGGAGCGCCGGGGGCUCCGGCAGCGUCGGCGCUCCUCCUCGCAGCCGGACGUGAGCUCCACUGAGCGGGGCAAGGCGGUCUAUUUUACCGGCAGGGGCGACCAGCUCCGGCUGAAGCCCGGCGUGGAGAUCCCCAGAGGAAACUUCACACUUGAGAUGUGGAUCAAGCCGGAGGGAGGUCAGCGAUCCCCCACUGUUAUAGCAGGCCUUUACGACAAAUGUUUCUACGCCUCCAGUGACCGAGGCUGGUUGCUCGGCAUCCAGUCAGUCAGUGAACAUGGCAACCGAGACCCCCGCUUCUUCUUCUCCCUUAAGACAGAUCGUGCCCACAAGGCCACUACCAUCCACUCCAACGCUCGCUACAUACCAAAUCAGUGGGCUCAUCUAGCCAGCACCUAUGAUGGUGUCUACAUGAAGCUCUUUGUCAACGGCGCCCAGGUUGGCGUGAGUCGGGAGCAAUCGGGUGACGUCUUCAGUCACCUGACCAAAAAGUGUAAAGUGCUAAUGAUCGGGGGGAACGCACUGAAUCAUAACUACAGGGGGGCAGUGGAGAGGGUGGCUAUGUGGAGGCAUGCUCGUGGGCAGAGGCAGAUUAUCAGGGCUAUGCAGGGCCACGAGGAUCUCCAAGAGCUACCUCAGCUUGUCAUACGCGAAACCUUUGAGCACCCUGGCAGGAAGUGGCUGACUGUGAAAGACGGUAGCUUCCCUCAGCCAGAGCAGAGGGGAGGUGGACGGAUGGGUUUUCAGGGCAGUGGAGGAAAUGCUGAAGUAUUAUUAGACACGACGCUGGAGCCACCAGCUUGUGGCCAAACGGUCUGCGACAACGUCGAGGUCAUCAAAAACUAUAACCAGCUUUCCAGCUUCCGGCGCCCCAAGAAAGUACGGUACCGCGUGAUAAAUAUCUGGGAUGAUACGCGGACCAAGCCAACUGUGUCAGACCACCAAAUCAGCUUGCAACACCAGCAGCUUAAUGACGCCUUCAGCCCCAACAAUAUCACCUGGGAGCUCAGCAUUCACAACAUAACUAACUCGUCCCUUCGAAACAGGUUGAUUCUCGCUAACUGUGACAUCAGCAAAGUGGGUGACGAUGCUUGUGACCCAGAAUGCAACCAUCCACUUACCGGGUUUGACGCAGGAGACUGUGUGUCGGGCCACCGGAGUCGGUGCCCUGAGAGUAAGCAGGGUAACGGCGUGUGUGACCCAGAAUGUAACUGGGAAAAUUUCUUCUACGACCUUGGUGACUGUUGCAAUCCCGGUGUGACGGAUGUGACCAAGACUUGCUUCAACCGCUCCUCUCCACACAAAGCCUAUUUGGAUGUGAAGGAGCUCAAAGAGAUCCUGCGCUUGGACGGCUCUACUCACCUGAACGUCUUCUUUGCCAACUCCUCUGAUGAAGAUCUAGCGGGGGUUGCCACUUGGCCAUGGGACAAAGAAGCCCUCACGCAUUUAGGUGGAAUUGUGCUGAAUCCAUCUUUCUACGGCACAUUUGGCCACACUGACACCAUGGUUCACGAGGUCGGUCACAGUCUGGGCCUCUACCACGUCUUUCGAGGGAUCUCUGAGAUCGAGUCGUGCAACGACGCUUGUUUGGAGACAGAGCCUUCCAUGGAGACUGGGGAUCUGUGUGCCGACACCAACCCCACACCCAAGUACAAAGGCUGCCACGAUCCCGAGCCAGGAAAUGAAACCUGUGGUUCUCAGCAUUUCACACGCACGCCUUUCAACAACUACAUGAGUUACGCAGACGACUCCUGCACCGACUCCUUCACCCUGAAUCAAGUGGCUCGCAUGCACUGCUACCUGGACCUGGUCUACCAGACGUGGCAACCUGCCUCCAAACCUCCCCCGGUGCCGAUGCCCCCUCAGGUGGUGGAGCAGCAUCACAACUCCGUCACCUUGGAAUGGUUCCCGCCCAUUUCCGGACACUUUUAUGACAGAGAAUUGGGAUCAGUGUGCGAUAAAUGCACUGAGGGGCGAGUCCUACUGCAGUACGCCUCCAACUCGUCAUCGCCCCGACCGUGUGACCCUUCUGGACACUGGUCUCCACUUGAGGCUGAAGGCCCUCCUGAUGUCGAGCAGGCCUGCGAACCGAGUGUACGCACCUGGAGCCCGAACGCGGGGAUUGAGCAAGGCAUCGUCGGACUGUCCGAGUGUCCCCUCCAGGGCUGCAUGCUUCAGCUGGAAUUCCCCCACCCGCUGGUGCCGGACUCACUGACUGUCUGGGUCACGUUCUUCAGCUCUGACGAAACGGCACUGCCGGCUAUACACAACAUUCUGCUGCUCACUGUCAGCGGCAACAACAUCUCGCUAGGGCCCAGCAAUGUCUUCUGCGACACCGCGCUCACCCUGAAGCUGGACGUUGAGGAGGAAGUUUAUGGGGUGCAGUUCUUCACUAUGGAGCAGCACCUGGAGAUCGAUGCCACCCUCUUGGCAUCCAAACCGGACUGCUAUCUGUGCAAUGACUGCCAACCACUGCGCUACCGUCUGCUGCGCCAGCCGCCCUUCACCCACGCGCCACAUGGUCUCAUUUUCAAUGAACCCUCACGUCAAUAUAUAGACAGGGAUGUAGGCGCCCAUGUUGCGUACACCUAUCAGGUACAAACCAUCUCCAGUCGGAGUGAAAGCGAGCCUUCCCCACCACUGGUGCAUGAACUUGGGGCAACCUACUGUGGGGAUGGAUGGAUCCAGAGUUCCAAAGGAGAGGAGUGUGAUGACAUGAAUUCCAUGAAUGGAGACGGCUGCUCCAGCCAGUGCAAGAAAGAGCCUUUCUUCAACUGUGUUGAGGAACCGAGCAUGUGCUACUACUAUGACGGGGAUGGCAUUUGCGAGGACUUUGAGCGAGAGACCGGCGUUCGAGAUUGUGGCCUCUACACGCCCAGCGGCUUUCUGGACCAGUGGGCAUCCACCGUGGAGGUUUCCCAUGAGAAGAAACCCUACUGCUCGGGCGAGGUGGCGGCUGGUUAUCCCGCUGUUACAAAGACUUGUCAGUCCAAGGUGUUUGAUCUAUCUGACGGGGUUUCCCAAUAUGCCUGGUUCCCAUGUCACGAGGCCCGCAAGACUCUCUGGGGACACCCAAACUACAGGCUCAAGGCCCACUUCUCUCAUCCAAUGGUGGCGGCGGCGGUGAUCAUACACCUGGCGGCUGACGGGACUGGUUACAUCGACCAGACUCAGUGUAACAUCACCGUUGAGCUUGUGGACACCAAAGAAGCAAUCCAUAGUCUUGGCGAGUGGCGACUGAGCUGCCGUACGAACCCGUUGGUGAUUCCAGUCAGCCACGACUUGUCGGUGGCCUUCUACCACACCAAGUCCAUCCAGGUCAUGUUCGCCUCCCGCCUGGUGGCCAUCUCCGGCGUCGGCUUGCGCUCCUUCCAGUCCUUUGACCCCAUCACCAUCAGCGGUUGCCAGAGCAAUGAGAUCUACAACCCUACCGGUCAAAGUUGUGUACAUUAUUCGUGCGAAGCCAUCGACUGCCAGGAGCCCUUGAUCCGCAAUGCAGAGCUCAAGUGCAGCAACGCCGGCCGCCACUUCUACAACGGCGACCGCUGCACUAUCUCCUGCAACUCAGGAUACGUCCUGCAGAUCCACCAGGAUGAUGACAUCAUCAAGAGCCAGUCGGACUCGUUGGUGACCAUAACUUGUGCGAACGGCAAGUGGAACAAACAGGUGUCAUGCGAGCCUGUCGACUGCGGUCUGCCCGACAAAUACCACGUUCACCCGGCCCAUUUCAACUUUCCUGAAGGCACCACAUAUGGCAAGAAGAGCACUUUCCAGUGUCGCCAACCCGCCCAGCUUGUAGGUACCAACAACACUCUGACCUGCCUCGAGGAUGGUCUAUGGUCCUUCCCGGAGGCUCUCUGCGAGCUUCGCUGCCCAGCUCCUCCGCCUGUGCCCAAUGCCGUGCUGCAAACCAAGCGCUGCAAUGAGACUGGCCUCAAAGUGGGAACGCUGUGCAAGUACAAGUGCAGGCCGGGCUACCAUGUGACCAACAAACCCAAGAGGCGUGCGUUCAAACGUCAGUGCACCGAGGAUGGCAGCUGGCUGGAGGGAGCAUGCGAACCGGUGACUUGCGACCCCCCGCUGGCCAUCUUCCACGGCUCCUACCACUGCACUGACGGCUUCCGCUUCGACAGCGUUUGCCGGCUCAACUGCUCUGACCCAGCUGGUAAUAGCGCUAAUGCCGUCACUGGAGGCUCCGCCCACACGGUGAGGCUGCUUCACGCUCCAUGCAAGCAGGGCGCAGGCUCCCACGCGAUCCGCUGCAGGAAGGACGGCAACUGGACGGGGUCGUUCCGCCUCUGCCCCAACAGCAAAGGCCAGUGUUCUUUACCUCAAAACCUGCAUUACAGCCUUCAGUACUCAUGCAGGCGAGGACAUGGCAUAGGCGAGGAGUGUGAGCUGACGUGCAGGGAGAGCAACAACGACGUGGUGAUCCUCCCUAGCAACAUGACAGUGGAAAGUGUACUCAAGGAGCACUGGAGGAACCCGCACAAAGUCAAGAGUAUCGUCUGUACAAUGGGACUGAAGUGGUACCCACACCCAGAAUUGCUCCACUGCUUCAAAGGAUGUGAGCCAUUCAUGGGAGACAACUACUGUGAUGCAGUAAACAACCGAGCGUUCUGUAACUACGAUGGAGGAGACUGCUGCCAAUCCACUGUCAAGACUAAGAAGGUGAUUCCAUUCCCCAUGUCGUGUAACAUACGGAAUGAGUGCUCCUGUCGGGAUCCCAACGCCGCGGAGAACAAAAGGGAAGAGAACGUCCAUUCCUUGGGGUGACCAAAACUACGACCGAAGGGGAGGGAGAGGGGCCUCUGUUCAACUUCCCAAGACCCUUUGCUCCAACAACACACCCAGAGUGGCUGAGGCGGUACCCCUGCACCCCCCAUCCUCCAUUUUCCUGCACAUGCUGCUUUAACAGGCAUACCUCUUCAUCCUCGCAACCCCUCUGCCUCCACAUCAUGAAAAGAUUGAGAAUAGACGACGAGACUCAUGAAACGCCACUGAAAGCUUCAUCCCUCAACUAAAAGGAAAGUUGCGCCACAGUAUCAUUGUCAUGAAGCAGCAUGAAUAGAAUUACAAAAAAAGAUCCAUUUAAAAAAAACCUAGUCAAGUCGAGGUACUGUAGCAUGCCUUUUGUUCAGUGUCUAGUUUAGUGCCCUAGAUCAACAAUUACAUGAUUUGGAAGUAAUUCCAAAUGUACAAGUUUGGUGUGUGUGUGGGGUGGGGGUGGGGUUGCGGGAUCAGUUAUUAUAAAUAUGAAGGAAAUGAAGACACAUUUUGAAGACGAGGUUUUGGCACGAGUGGUCAGACAUUCUGUAUCUGUUUUAAUUUCAGUCAUGUGUUUCUUCAUCGGCACAUCAGAGGUUCAAACUCGCUUGGUGGGGAACGAUAUAACCUCAUUUAUACCCCACAGAGUCCACAGACAAUAACCAACAUGAAAUAGACAAAUAGUCACAGAAACUAUUAAGUAAUUACCCCGCAACCACAGAAAUAAUAUUCCCAUGCAAUGUCUUUUAUUUUUUAUUUUGUAUUUUUUCACAGCACGUAAUGAAAACAUCGAGCGACCUCUGCUACUGCGACUGCUGCUACUUGACAUAUUUGCAUUGCAAUAUCCUCAAGGGGACGCGGGCGGUUUGCGGCUUGUGUCUGCGGUUCGCUCACACUCACAACUUCACGUAGAUUACGCUAGAUUGUUACAGAAAAAUAGCAUCGUGCAGUACAUUGACUACGAUUUAAGGAAUGUCACGAAAAACACCUCGCUUUGUAAUAUGUUGAUUUUAGUAUGAAUUUGUUCUUCAAACUAAAAGGAUCGCAGCUCUGUUUUAGAAUGUAAUGAUCGUGUAUCGUUUAGCCAUAAAAGGGCAAGAUGAAAACCAUGGACAAUAAGUAUAUACAACAACAACAUUUGAAAAAUGUACACAAUUGUCCGCAAUAUUUUCGGUUUGAAAAAAUUGACCUCAAAAUGAUCUUUUGUUGUAGGUUCACUUGUUUGAACAUUUUAUAUUCACAAAACUGCUUCCCCACCAAUUGACCUUUUGCUAAGACCUGUUCGAUCUGUUAGUUAAGUCCAUCAAGCUUUUGGCGCUUCGACUGUCUACACUCCCAGUUUUCGAAGAAAGAAAAAUUAAAAACAUUAUUUCAGUCACGCUCUAAGCUUGCUAGCCCUGCAGCUAGUGAUUAUGAUUACCUAGAUAACUGCAUAGCUUUAUCCAGAGCCUGCGUUUAGCAAAUGCCAUCCAUCCAUUUUCCUCCGCUUAUCCGAGGUGGGGUCGCGGGGGCAGCGGCCUCAGCAGCCGUUUAGCAAAUGAAAAACAAAAAACAUCUUCCUUCGACAUACAUAUAAUGUGUUUGACAUUGAACCAUAAUUACCUUUAACUCCUGUUUAUGUUUGUUUCGCAGGAACAGCAAUAAUGUUCCUGCAUCAAUUUGACCCAGGGCACGUUUAACAAAAAAAACCCAAAAAAAACUGUUUGUAUCUCAUGUCUAACUCUAUUUGUAACCAUUUCAUUGCAAACACAUGAAAGUUACAUGGCAAAAAAAACAAAAAAACUCUUCAAUAUUUUAUGUUUAACUGGUCAAAUGUAAGAGGAGUAAAAGGAGCUAUAAGACCAAUAAUGUCCAUAAUAUCCAAAAGUUGGACCUCUGCCAAAGCCUGUUCUUCGUUGUGAUUUGCCGGGUUUAGUGAAAGGGUGAAUUAACCUCAUUCUAUUCUGGCAUUUGGUUACACACACACUGCCACACACAUACAUAUACACACACACAAGCACAAAGAGUGCUGCUGCUUGGCUUAUCGGCCCAUCUUUUACUACUCCGGUUUGGUUGCGGUCACAGUGUGUCUAUGACUUGUCAUUGGACUCGCAUACGGCUGCUAUAGCAUUCCACGCCAUCCUCAUCCGUCAGGAAUCAUCCAACACACACAACAGGCAAGUGGCAAUGUAAGACUGAUGGCAUUGUACAGCCAGUAGUAUGAAGACAUAAGACACACAGUUGCGAGGUAUUAUUUUCCAUCCAAAAAAAAAACAAAAGAAAAAUGACAAACAAAAAUGAAUAUUAUGUAAAUAUUACUUCUCUAUGAAGGGGAACAUUAUCUUUUUCAUGUAUUUGAUUUUUACCAAAUGUCAUAUUCAAUUAGUGUUUGUAAUAAUGACCUCAGUUACUGCACUUUUUAAGUUGCCAUGUAAGGAAAAAAAAGUAUGUCUUUCAAAAAACUGUCUAGAAGCUGCUAUUGUCCCAAUGGUGAUCAAACUGUAUGAUAUUUGGUCUUUUUGCUCCUUGUGUGUUGUUAUGACAUGACCUAUUUCCUUACCUUUUCCUAAACCUGCUUUGCGUAUUGCAACCAAGAACAUUAGAUAUAUCUAAAGAGGCUUCAAAUCCAACCCCCCCACCCCCACCCCCCAUGGCAUAUUCAGUGAAACCUCCAAGGUUGAGCACAAACCAUUCCAAACAAUUUUCCCCCACUUAUAUUGCCACACUAUUCCCCUGAUAAAACAUGAAUGCAAAAUUUUAGCCAUAUUGUGCUGAGCAGCCAUGUCAAAGAUGCAUUCACUAGUUUCUUACAUGGCAGUAAAUUCCAUUUUCUGUUCUCUGGCUGUCAUCUUGUGCCCCCACAGUUCCAUGUCCACAAAAAAGUCCAAAGAAGACCCGUUAAAGCUUUUGAUAUGCGCCUGCUCAUUAGUUUGAUCGUUGCAUCCUAUGUUUCAUAAAUUGAGUAUGGUCCUCUGAGGGCUUUAUAAAAAAUUAAAACGCACCCCCAUUGGAAAAAAAAGUUGACUUACCCAAGCCCUUACAUGCUCACUGAGUCAUUGUGAGUCAGUGAGUCCUUUUUUGCAACAUUUUGGUUUGGUCGACGUUGGAGGUUGCAGUGUAUAUUUUGAUAUUUUAACAUAUCACAACUGAUUCAACUGCACGUUUAUUUUGCCUUCAUUUUUCAUUUGGCUGAGAAACUAAUAGAUCAAAGUCAAAAGAGAAGGAAAUCCUAAAUGAAGAAAUCACAAUUAUUAUUGUUUUUUUUUUAUUGAUUGUAAGUAUGUUCGAAAAGGCUAUGUUAUCUUUAAAGAUUUCAUUUAACAGAAGACAUGUAUUAUCUUGAUAUUAUCAUCAAAUGUAAUAUUAGUACUCUAGAAGCAGCUGUUUUACAUAGAACUGUAACCAGUGGGGGGAGGGGAGGGGUCUCAACAUGCGAGCCCUGCUUCUCCAUGCUGUUGACCACAGGUUCAAUAUCCACCACUCAGCUCCAUUUCUGCCAUUUGACUGGACCGUUCUGUUGUUUUGACUCACGAUGACCUGUAUCGUAAGUCCACGCCUGGCUCCAAAGGCUACCGAAUAAGACUAGAAUUUCUUUUGGAGAAGGUACCCCGUGAAGCCAUAGUCCACCGAGCGAUUCACGCAAGGAAGGAACAUCACCUCGAUACCGUCGUCAUCACAGGAUCCCUCACUGUACCUCAUGCCUGUAAUGUUUGCUGCUUCAAUAUAUAUAGAGAUAUAUUAAUUUUUCUUUUUUUUUUUGCUUCUCAUACCGAUGGUGUACAUAGUAGAACUAUUUAUUGAGAGUGUUAUACUUUUUUAAAUUAUAUUUAAUGUCCAUGUAAGUUAUUUUUUACAUUGUUUGUCCAUCAUUCUCCUUGCAAUCUGGCAAUCCGUCUGCCCCGAGACCCUCUAACACAAACUUUUUUGUUUUUUGUUUUUUAACCCAUAAGUGUUAUAAAACAGACACAGCUUGCUUCACAUGUAAAAUGUUAUGGAUUUAAAUAACAGAAUGUAAUUUUUUUAUUUUUUUUUUACAUUUUUUGAUUUCCUAUGGGAAAAAGAAUUAUGUAUGUAAUGGUAUGAAGUACGAAAGUCACAGACAUCGGAGGUACUAUUGUUGGACUUCAAGGUACCUUUUUCCAGGUUAAAAAAAAAAUUGUUCCCAAACUUUAACUCUCCUGUUGUGUUCGUUUCAUUGGUCCAAGUGACUCGUACUGUGUUUAAAAUACAACAAAAAUUCAAUGUUCUAUUUUCUAUCAUGGAGAAUGUACGGCCAACAGAAUAAGUUUAACCCAUUUUUUUUUUUCUUUUUAAUACUAGAUUUUCAAACAGGUCGAUAUGACCCGUAAUAUAACAGGAGGGUAUUUUUGAGGGUAUCGCUUAACGGUAGGAUAAAUUCCUUUUUUUUUUUUUUUUUUUUUUUUUUUUUUUUUUUUUGCUAAGAGUCUGGUGCAGGGUGUUCUUGGACGCAGAUAAAAAAGGUGAGGGAGAGACAGAGAAAGGUAGGGAAUGGGUGGGCUGCUUUUCCUGGCCCGGGCGGCUAUUUGGCCAGGUGUGAAAAUGUGUACUCACAGGGGCCGGACCCCGUGGCCCCCGCGGCGGCGGCGACCAGCACUUGACUGGCAACGCGACACGUAAGCCACGGGGGCCAAUGAGUCAUAUUUUCUCCCGAAGGUUAAAGCGGCCGUCCCCCUUCCACCGGGUCGGCCGCCCCCCACCGCCCCGGCCCGGCCCUCGUCGGCCCUCCUCCUACUCCUUUGACACACUGGCUCAUCUGUCACUGUCAGCUCGGGCGGCACAGGGCGGCCAGUGUGGAGCGAGGCCCUGCGUAAAAAAGUAAAGAGGAAGUUUGGGCAGCUUAAAGAGACGUUUGAAGUGCAGGCUGAAGGAACAUACCUCUCCUUGGCCAAGCGCCUGGCUUAUCACGUACACUAAUGUGUUUGGGGUCGUGCUUGCUCCCUGACAGGCUUUGAUAUCGCUCCAUAAAUACCAACAGUUGCCACUUUGUUUCGUUUUCUUUUUUUUUUGCAUGGUAAACUAUGACAAAGAAGUAUAGGAGUGUUUGAAGCCCCUCAGAUCAUAAAAUACUGAUGUGCCAUCUUGUUGGAGACAUUUUUAUUUGUGUAUUGUAACACAUGAAGAAGUACCUCUCACAGGCCUCUGGUUCUAGACUUAGUCCACGUUUUGUCUCCCUCAAUAAAGGUGACUUGUCCUUUUGUUUAUUUUUAUUUUAAAGUAUAUAUAUAGAAAAACAAGUGUAUUUGCAUAUUACGUGGAUAUCUAGUGGUAUUACUGCAAUGUUUCGUACCCGAUUGCUCAACAAAUAUAUUUUAAGAUGUAAAUAGUAAUAUUAUAUGAUGAUUGUAUUUGCAAAAACAAUGUACUAACUGUUCGAGAGUAGCUCUUGGAUGGCUUUUUAUCCUAACUAUUAUAUAAAAGUUGUUGUAUAUUGUGUCCAAGUAUCGGCAGAAAAACAGAGAAAAAAGAUACAUUCAAAACAAACAAGAUGCUUUGCCACACCCACUCGCAGUUAGCAUUUAUUUCUCCAUCCAUGGCUCCGUAGAAGUACUGUUGUCAGCUUUCUAGACCAUGAAUUACAUCCAGUGAGUCAUAUUUAUUUGUUGUCCAGAUGAUUGGAACCCGAAUGAUCACUUCUGGGUCGAAAUGGAACCUCAGUAGCAACUCAGUUGCUUUUUUUUUGUCUUGUUUGUUUUUGUUUUUGGUUAUGAAAUCUUAAUAAUAUGCAUUUAAAUGUUUCUUUCAGGCACCAGCCAGUAACCUUUAACAGUUCCUUUGCCCUCACUUUGGACUUUACGAGUCAGAUAUGCCUUUGGGUCUCCACCAACACUGUAAAGGAGGCCAUCAGUUGUCCCUACGAUGGCUUCCUCGCUUUUUGGUUUCUUUUUUACAGUAUGCACUUUUUCAGGCACAUAUACAACCAGUUGGACAUUUUAUGUUUUCUGUGAAUGUUUGUCCUUUUUUUUCUUCACAGUUGCAAUUAUCUCUCAUUUUUUGGUGCUCUGCUACAUGGCAAAAACAUGCGGAACUGUACUAUAUUUUCAUAAGGAAGAGUCAUGAAGAUGAGUAUCAUGUUGAUUUUUUUUCCCGCUGUCAUUUAUUGUGUAGAAAUAAACACUGGUUAAAGUGA
Molecule: messenger RNA, 11348 nt
Organism: Phyllopteryx taeniolatus (common seadragon)
Lineage: Eukaryota; Metazoa; Chordata; Actinopteri; Syngnathiformes; Syngnathidae
Gene: pappaa
Product: pregnancy-associated plasma protein A, pappalysin 1a
Exons: 22
Coding region: 263-5230 (1655 amino acids)
Molecular function (GO): metallopeptidase activity
Source: RefSeq, a predicted model, not a curated record